Vombatus ursinus (common wombat) is the source of this 4441-nucleotide messenger RNA. It is a transcript of the gene RBM25, whose product is annotated as RNA binding motif protein 25. Gene Ontology annotation, biological process: mRNA processing; regulation of alternative mRNA splicing, via spliceosome. Gene Ontology annotation, molecular function: mRNA binding. The record is from RefSeq and is a predicted model, not a curated record. NCBI's taxonomy places the organism in Eukaryota, Metazoa, Chordata, Mammalia, Diprotodontia, Vombatidae. The coding region runs from base 352 to 2928 and encodes 858 amino acids. Gene Ontology annotation, cellular component: spliceosomal complex. The transcript is spliced from 20 exons.
GGCCUAGCGGAGGACGUCCGAGAGCACCCCGCGCAGCGCGGCUGGCUCUGCGGCCUAUGCGAGCAGGCAGGCGCCUCGGUAUCAAUCACACGGGCGAACGGCGCGCAGAAACUCCAGGACCGGCUUCGGCCACUCGUAAUCCGGAGCCCUAGAGGCCGCAAAGACGGUACCAUUUCCUCAGCGGCGGAUGAGGAAACAGCCCAGAGAGGCAAGUGGCUUGCCCAACAUCAUGCAGCUAGUUAGUGGCAGAGCUGAGACUAGAGACUAGAUCUGCUGACUCUGUCUGCUCUUUCCACUACACCAGCUCCUGGACCUGACUGCCACAGUAGGAUGAAGUAUUAUGAAUAAAACAUGAUUUCUCCAGUAAGAAUGUCUUUUCCUCCUCACUUGAAUCGACCUCCUAUGGGAAUCCCAGCUCUCCCACCAGGUAUCCCGCCCCCACAGUUUCCGGGAUUUCCUCCACCUGUGCCUCCAGGGACUCCAAUGAUUCCUGUACCAAUGAGCAUUAUGACUCCUGCUCCAACUGUUUUAGUACCCACUGUGUCCAUGGUUGGAAAGCAUUUGGGAGCCAGAAAAGAUCAUCCAGGCCUAAAGAACAAAGAGAAUGAUGAAAACAGUGGCCCCACGACUACAGUUUUUGUUGGCAACAUUUCUGAGAAAGCUUCUGAUAUGCUUAUUAGGCAGCUCCUAGCUAAAUGUGGUUUAGUUUUGAGCUGGAAGAGAGUUCAAGGUGCAUCUGGAAAACUUCAAGCCUUUGGGUUCUGUGAAUAUAAAGAGCCUGAAUCUACCCUCCGUGCCCUUCGAUUAUUGCAUGAUCUUCAGAUUGGUGAGAAGAAGCUCCUAGUUAAAGUUGAUGCGAAGACUAAGGCACAGUUAGAUGAAUGGAAAGCGAAGAGGAAAGCAUCCAAUGGGGUUGGUGAUUUUUCUGAAUUUGCCUUGUUUCCCAAGAAUGCCAGGCCAGAGACUACAAAUGAUGACGAUGAAGCCUUAGAUGAAGAAACAAAAAGAAGAGAUCAGAUCAUUAAAGGGGCCAUUGAAGUGUUAAUACGGGAAUACUCCAGCGAGCUCAAUGCCCCCUCCCAGGAAUCUGACUCUCACCCCAGGAAGAAGAAAAAGGAAAAGAAGGAGGACAUUUUCCGCAGAUUUCCAGUGGCCCCACUGAUCCCUUAUCCACUCAUCACCAAGGAAGACAUAAACGCUAUAGAAAUGGAAGAAGACAAAAGAGACCUGAUAUCACGAGAGAUCAGUAAAUUCAGAGACACACACAAGAAACUGGAAGAAGAGAAAGGCAAAAAGGAGAAAGAGAGACAGGAAAUUGAGAAAGAACGGAGAGAAAGAGAGAGGGAACGUGAAAGGGAACGAGAAAGGCGAGAACGGGAACGAGAAAGGGAAAGAGAACGUGAACGAGAAAAGGAGAAGGAACGGGAGCGGGAACGAGAGCGAGAUAGGGACCGAGACCGGACAAAGGAGAGAGACCGAGACCGGGAUAGAGAGAGAGACCGGGACCGCGACCGGGAAAGGAGCUCGGACCGUAAUAAAGAUCGGAGUCGAUCACGAGAGAAGAGCAGAGACCGUGAACGAGAACGAGAGAGGGAAAGAGAGAGGGAGCGGGAGCGUGAGCGGGAAAGAGAACGGGAACGGGAACGAGAGAGAGAAAGAGAGCGAGAGAGAGAAAAAGACAAGAAAAGAGACCGAGAAGAAGAUGAAGAAGAUGCUUAUGAGCGGCGAAAGCUAGAGAGAAAAUUACGGGAGAAAGAAGCUGCUUAUCAAGAGCGACUUAAGAAUUGGGAGAUCAGAGAACGGAAGAAAACUAGAGAAUAUGAGAAAGAAGCUGAAAGAGAAGAAGAAAGACGGCGAGAAAUGGCAAAAGAAGCCAAACGACUAAAAGAAUUCUUGGAAGAUUAUGAUGAUGACAGAGAUGAUCCUAAAUAUUAUAGGGGUAGUGCACUUCAGAAAAGAUUGCGUGACAGGGAGAAAGAAAUGGAAGCAGAUGAGCGAGAUAGGAAGAGAGAAAAGGAGGAAUUAGAAGAAAUAAGACAGCGUCUUCUGGCAGAAGGACAUCCAGACCCAGAUGCAGAACUGCAAAGAAUGGAACAAGAAGCUGAAAGGCGCAGGCAACCACAAAUAAAGCAGGAGCCAGAGUCUGAGGAAGAAGAAGAAGAAAAGCAAGAGAAAGAAGAAAAACGAGAAGAGCCCAUGGAAGAAGAGGAGGAGCCAGAGCAAAAACCUUGUCUUAAGCCAACCUUGCGGCCCAUCAGCUCAGCCCCAUCAGUUUCAUCUGCUAGUGGCAAUGCAACCCCCAAUACUCCUGGGGAUGAAUCUCCCUGCGGUAUUAUCAUCCCCCAUGAAAACUCCCCUGAUCAACAGCAACCUGAGGAACACAGGCCAAAAAUAGGAUUAAGUCUUAAGCUGGGUGCUUCUAAUAGUCCUGGCCAACCUAAUGCUGUAAAGAGAAAGAAACUCCCUGUGGAUAGUGUCUUCAACAAAUUUGAAGAUGAAGACAGUGAUGAUGUGCCCCGGAAAAGGAAACUGGUUCCUUUAGAUUAUGGUGAAGAUGAUAAAAGUUCCACCAAAGGCACUGUUAACACAGAAGAAAAGCGCAAACAUAUCAAAAGUCUCAUUGAGAAAAUCCCAACGGCUAAACCUGAGCUCUUUGCAUAUCCCCUCGAUUGGUCUAUUGUAGAUUCUACAUUAAUGGAACGUCGAAUUAGACCAUGGAUUAAUAAGAAAAUCAUAGAAUAUAUAGGUGAAGAAGAAGCCACGUUAGUUGAUUUUGUUUGUUCUAAGGUUAUGGCUCAUAGUUCACCACAAAGUAUAUUAGAUGAUGUUGCCAUGGUACUAGAUGAAGAAGCAGAAGUUUUUAUAGUCAAAAUGUGGAGAUUAUUGAUAUAUGAAACAGAAGCCAAGAAAAUUGGUCUUGUGAAGUAAAACUGUUUUUACAUUUAGGUUCCAUUUCAAAUUUUUUCCCCUUUUCCGCCAUUCAAAGGACUUUGAAUUUUAUCUGUCCUCAAAGACACUUGUGAAAUCUGUAAUUUUUUUUUAAUGUAGAAAAAUGUGAAAAAUUUUUUGGUCCUCUGCUCUGUUAAGACCCUUCUGUUCUCCCUCGGUUAUGGAGUUAUCUGAAUCCUACAUUGGUUCUCUUUAUAACUCACCAGGUACAAUUACUGGUAUGUUUUAUAAGCUGCAGCUACUGUACAACGCCUCUCUGAUAAUCUUGUUCUGCUAAUUUGUCCUUGUAAAUAUUAAAAUGACUCCCUGGUUCUUUUGCAAAAUUGCACUUAAUGUUGAAUUGUACCAGUUAGAAAACCAAGAUAAUCAUUUUUUAUUGCAAGAGUAUCAGCCAUCUUUUAUUUCCCACCCCCAACCCUGCCCUUUUUAAUUUAAAAACUGAUCAGAAAUGGCAAGUCCUGUUUAAGGUAUAGAAUUUAAAUUAGAAUGUAAGAAUGUGUCAAGUGGGCAACCCACUCUUCCUUAAGCUGUGUGUGUGUAUGAGUGUGAGUGAAUGUAUGAACGUCUUCUUUUUUUUCCCCCCUCAUUUGUCUUAGGGGCAGCUGCCUUAAACAUUUCAUGAUUCAGGAUCCUAAAGGGAAAGUAGUGAUAUUGUGCCAACCUAAAUGUCUUGGACAAUUGAAUUGUCAGUGUCCCAGUGCAUGGGAUUUUGUUAUGGUGCAGCAUUCUGUUGAACAGGAUGGGGUUCCCCUGUUUAGCUGGCUCCUUCAGCUUUUCUCUUAAGGGAGAAUGAGUCAUGCAGAGCUUUUUACAUUUCUUUAGGCUGAUCAUUAAUUUCUAGAGCACAUUAUUUUUUACAUUCAUUGGCUUUAACUAUUAUAGCUCCAUUUAGUAUCUCCUUGUAACAACCUCUCAUCUUUUAAGAAGAAUUUCUUUUUAAAGAAAAAAAUUCUUUCAAGAAAUGUUUUUCUUUUAAAAAAAAAGCCAAUUUCAACAUUGGGAGAAGUAGGAGAAAACAUUAAUAGAUUUGGACGUAACAGUUUAGAAAACAAUUUGUCAUCCAUUUAGGCAUUUUUUGACCACUCUUGAUUUUUUUUUCCCCUUAAAUUGUAAGAAAACUGUAUGGCUUAACUUUUUUAAAAAAUAAUAUAUAUAUAUAUGUAUACAUAAAUGGAGACUUUGUUUUACCUCUACAUAUCCAGGUUAAAAUUCUGAUGAUGUGCAUAAAGACGUACCAUGGGCUGUUUUUACUGUAGGACAGAACUUUACCAGGGAGCAAAACAGGUUGACCUGUUUAGAAAAGCUUAACUGUGACCCUAUGUUACUAGAUUUCUUUCAUCUUGAGGGGACAUUUGAAAACACUGUUCUUAACAAAUGGAAACGUGAAAAGGUUCCACCAUGUAAAUAUUUCGAAUAUUAAAAAAUGUAUAUAUUUGAUCUGGGGACUCAGAUUCUUUCAGAGUCUUGUUAAAUAAAUGGCAUCAUGUUAUAA